GUUUCCUUCCUUCUGAUUUGUCUUGUUGGCCGAUAAGCAAGGUACCUUUGUGACUCAGGACGAGUUGAGAGAAUGCGGUCGAAUCAUGCGUUGAUAUCGGCGUUAAGGUCCAAUCGCUAGUGCCUUUGUCAGAUAGACCUUGUAAACAGAAUCUAUGUAGGAAAAGGGAAUAUAUAGCAUAUCUAUCUCGCCUUUCCAGUUUCUCUUGCCAUUGAUACAAUACAUCUCUUCAUCUUGUUUGCGUUCUAUUCAUUCCCACACUUCAAAAGAACCCAUUUGUCUCAAACCAUCCCAGCUACUAUUCGGCAACACGCUUUGUUUGCACGAGUAUUACAACAAUACCCUGAAAUCCCCCAGCCGCGUUGGAUCUCUAUAAAGUCUAGGUAGUUCUCCAACAUGACGGAUCUAUUGCGAGAAGCCCCUUUGGGUCAAGUCAUUCGCUGGGUUACAGGCAAUAGAUUCCUUCAGUACCCAGAAGAACUUCCAGACUUUGAAUUACCAGCCACUUACAACGCCCUACUCAACUCCUCAUCCCAAAAAAGACCAGAGAUCAAAGGCCAUCGACAACAAAGCCACGCCAGUGCUCGUACUCGACAAUCCAGUAUUAGCGAUGAACCUUCCGACCUGGAGAAAGUCGAUACAGAAAAGUUGCCUGAGACAGCUGAAGGAGAUGCGUCUCUCCAGUUAGCUCGCACAAAAAGUCGACUAGAGACAACUCCAUACACGGAGGAGCGUCUUGAGAUUGAAGCGGAACUAGCCAUUGAACGAACGAAAAGCAGGCCAAUCGUUCCUGUCAAGACAGCAGAUGGAGUUAUUCUCGUCGAUUGGUAUACCACUGAUGACAGUAAGCUUUCCCCAGUUCCUCCAAACUAUCUCCAAUCAAAGAUUAGAAGCUGACCACCACCUUAGAGGCCAAUCCACAAAACUGGUCAAACGGGAAACGCUUCGUUAUAAGCUUGAUCAUCUGCUUGUACACUUUUGUCGUCUACACCGGAUCUGCAAUCUACACGUCCAGUAUCGAAGGAGUGAUCAACAAGUUUGGAGUGUCGCCGACAGAAGCCUCACUGCCGUUAUCCCUUUAUGUCCUCGCUUACGGCGUGGGUCCCCUCCUAUUCGCCCCUCUUUCCGAGAUUCCCGUGAUUGGUCGCUCGCCUGUUUACGCUUCGACAAUGACACUCUUUACCAUCCUCUCCCUGCCCACAGCAAUGAUCGAUAACUUUGCCGGCCUACUCGUGCUACGAUUUCUACAAGGCUUCUUCGGCUCACCAUGUUUGGCUAUCGGCGCGGCAACAAUGCAGGAUAUGUACUCCCUUCUGUACCUCCCAUAUGCCUUGGUAGCAUGGGUAUCAGCCGCUUACUGUGGCCCUGCUCUGGGUCCAUUGCUGUCCGGGUUCGCAGUAACAGCCAAAGGCUGGCGAUGGAGUUUAUGGGAAAUCCUCUGGGCGGCUGGUCCGAUUUUCCUAGUCAUGUUCAUGCUUCUCCCAGAGACAUCCACACCCAACAUUCUUCUCCGACGUGCUGCCCGUCUGCGAAAGCUCACUGGUGAUAACCGUCUAAAAUCCCAAUCCGAAAUCUACCAAAAGAAUCUCCAGCCCUCAGCCAUCCUCGUCGAUGCCAUCGUCAAGCCCCUAGAAAUCACCAUCAAGGACCCCGCCAUCCUAUUCGUCAACGUCUACACCGCCAUAGUCUACGGAAUCUACUACUCCUUCUUCGAAGUCUUUCCCCUCGUCUACCCACCCAUGUAUGGCUUCUCCCUCGGCAUGAUCGGCGUGGUGUUCACUUGCAUCCUCGUAGCCUGUGUGCUAGGUAUAGCGGUUUACUGUCUGUACCUUCACUUCCUCCUCAUCCCCGAUAUCAAAGCCAACGGGUUACGAGCCCAAGAAUCGCGUCUCGUUCCCGCUCUAUAUGCCUGUUUCGGAUCUACCAUCGGACUCUUCCUCUUCGCGUGGACUGCGAACCCAGAUAUCCACUGGAUCGCCCCAACAAUUGGGAUCGUGAUUUACGGUGGAAGCGUCUUCAUCGUCAUGCAAUGUAUCUUUGUCUAUGUGCCUCUCUCAUACCCUCAAUACGCUGCGAGUUUAUUUGCCGGCAACGACUUUUUGAGAAGUGCUUUUGCUUGUGGGAGUAUUCUUUUUGGGAGGCCGCUGUUUAUUAAUUUGGGUAUUGGGAGGGGUAUUAGUCUUCUUGGGGGGCUGAGUGUUAUUGGGAUUGUUGGGAUGUUUGGGCUUUAUACUAAGGGGGCGAAGCUGAGAGCUAGGAGUAUGUUUGCGGUUGCUUAGGAGGGAUUAGAUGGUGGGAUAAAUUUAUGAUUGGUAUCACGAAUUAGAUGACGAGUUUGGGCAAUUUUGUUUGGGCGUUUGAGGGGGCUUAGAAUGGUUGGU
Molecule: messenger RNA, 2381 nt
Organism: Hymenoscyphus albidus
Lineage: Eukaryota; Fungi; Ascomycota; Leotiomycetes; Helotiales; Helotiaceae
Source: the annotation of a GenBank genome assembly